GAAGCGCCGCGGCAGCAGCCCCGAGAGACGCUCUCCCCGGGUCGCCGCCGGAGCAGGUACCACGCCAUGUUUGCGUUUUUGAUACUGCUGUGUCAACUGCACGUGAUGAUGUUUGCAUUUCCUCACUGCACAGGGAGAUUAAAUAACUUGAAGCAACCUGAACAGAAAGACGUGUUUACAUCAGAAAAGGAGGCCAAUUUAUUCAUUGGACGACAUCUUCUGAAUAACAGAUUUGAUUUUGAAGCAUUCACAGCGGAUAACCUGGAAAGAGAAUGCUUUGAAGAGCUGUGCAAUUAUGAAGAAGCGAGAGAAGUUUUUGAAGACCCCAAUAAAACGAUGGAUUUUUGGAAUGACUAUUCAACUAAAGGACCUAAAAUAAAAAUAGGUGAUGAGACACUACAAAAGAUUAAUGUUACAGGACUUCUCAUCAGUCUAGUUGCUGCUGGAGUACUGUUAGUUAUAAUUGCACUGCUUAUCUUCUACUGCUGCAAAAGCAGAUGCAAAUCAAGGCAACCACCACGGUACUUGCAUUAUGUAAGAAGUAGAAGACGUAGUUCAUCUAGCAUCUUCAGAAGGCAUGAAGAAUUUUCUUUAAACCCACUUCCUCUCAGAACUGAUGAUUCAGGACUACCAACUUAUGAGCAAGCAGUUACUUCAGAUGGACAACACAACGUGCCACCACCUCCUUAUCCAGGGCCCCCAACAGGGGCUCGGGUGUUUAAAAAGUCUAUGUCACUUCCUGCCCCUUAGUCACAAACCUCCUUCUGGGGUGAGGGGGGAUUACUGAAACAUAACAAACUUUUUUAAAAAGUCUGUGCUACCUUGCAUAUUGCAAGACAGUUUACAAAAAUGUGAAAGAUCUUUAGCACAACUAGGAGCAAGUGAAGGUCCCAUUUGGGAAAAGAGGUGAUCUGUUGCAAAGGCUGCAGGACUGUUCUUUGCACAAGGUUAUUGCGCUAAGAGGAGGGAAUGCAUAAAGAGUAAGUCUUGUACUGCCACCCUCUUCUAUAUGCACUUUGAGCCAUCCCAUCAUACUAUUGAUGUUUCAUUAAUAGUUUCAUCUCUUUUUUCUUCAGA
Messenger RNA from Aquila chrysaetos chrysaetos, 1077 nucleotides. RefSeq names its product proline rich and Gla domain 4 (gene PRRG4). Gene Ontology annotation, molecular function: calcium ion binding. Gene Ontology annotation, cellular component: extracellular region. Lineage: Eukaryota; Metazoa; Chordata; Aves; Accipitriformes; Accipitridae. The record is from RefSeq and is a predicted model, not a curated record. Bases 67 to 750 code for a protein of 227 amino acids. The transcript is spliced from 6 exons.